Molecule: messenger RNA, 1594 nt
Organism: Papaver somniferum (opium poppy)
Lineage: Eukaryota; Viridiplantae; Streptophyta; Magnoliopsida; Ranunculales; Papaveraceae
Exons: 2
Coding region: 839-1573 (244 amino acids)
Molecular function (GO): protein dimerization activity
Source: RefSeq, a predicted model, not a curated record
UAUAAAGAAGGAGUUAUAAGAGGGGUUAAUACUAAAAUAUCAAAGGAGUUAACACUAAAUACAUAACAAGUGGGACGGAUUUCACAUUUUCACUUCAGAAUUUUUUUUUUGUUAAACUUCUCGUUCUCUCCGUCGGCUGAAAACUCCAUUGCUCCAGGCUUCCAGCCUCCAUGAUGGUGUGAUCCUUCCUAUUUUUCUUCCCAACAAGUCAACAACAAUUAAAUCUUUACGGCAUGGUUCUGAAAAGAAAGCAAUCUUCUUGAUGUCAAAAUAGGAAGAAAAAGAAAAAGAGAUUGGAAUCUACUAAAUCUCUAGUAGGUUCUUUUGAUAAGUUUUUGAUUAGGAAUCAACCAGCAAUUGAGAAUAAGGGCGAUGAGGAUAAUGCUACAGAUGAUAAUGGUAAGAAUGAGGGGAAUGGGGAUGAUGGUGCUGCUGAUAAUGGUUUAAAUGAGGGGAAUGGGGAUGAUGGUGCUGCUGAUAAUAGUAUGAAUGAGUGGAAUGGAGAUGAUGGUGUUGCUGAUAAUGGUAUGAAUGAGGGCAAUGAGAAUGAGGGUGAUGCUGAUAAUAGUGUAAAUGAGGGAAAUGUGAAUGAUGGUGGUGUUGAGAAUGGUAUGAAUGAUAUCAAUGAGAAUGACAGAAGGGGGGAUAAUGUCAACAAGACGGUAGGAACGAAUGAAGUUGGUAAUUAUUGUGAAGAGUUAAGCCAUAUAGAUAUGUUUGAUCCGGCUAAUUGGAAUACAAUUGAUAAAAAGCUUGUUGAUUUUAUGUUAGCUUGACAAUCUGGUAUAAACUUUUAUUUGCUGUUAAUACCGUGAGUAAAUCUUUGCAAUCUGAAAAUAUGGAUAUUGGUGUUGCUAUAGAAAAAACAAAAGGUCUAAUUGUUUUUUUUAAAGAGUAUAAAAAAGAUGGGUUCCAAAAGGCAAUGGAAGAAGCGAAGGAGAUUGCAGAUGGUAUGAAUAUUGAACCUACAUUUCGUGAAGUUCGCACCACUCGUACUUGCGAACCAAUAUCUGGUGAGGAAUUUUUUAGAAGAACUUACUUUUUAUAUAUAAUGGACAGUGCUAUAUCAUCAUUCAAGGCCAGGUUUGAACAGUUUCGAUUAUAUGAAAAAAUAUUUGGUUUUCUGUUUGACUCGAACAAGUUAAGAACUAUGAGUGAGAAUGAAUUGAUGAGGUCCUGUCUCGCACUUGAAGGUUAUUUGAAGCAUGGUACAUCUAGAGAUAUUGAUGGCAGGGAGUUAUAUUUGGAAUUGUUAGUCAUGAGAGUUGCAUUACCUAAGGCUUAUAGCAAACCAAUGGAGGUUUUACAAUUUUUACUAAGAAUGGAUGGUUGCUACCCAAAUGCGUGGAUUGCUUAUAGGAUACUGCUCACAAUUCCGGUAACAGUUGCAUCGGCGGAAAGAAGUUUUUCUAAGCUAAAGUUGAUUUUAUCGUAUCUUCGAUCAACUAUGUCAGAAGAGAGAUUAAUUGGAUUAUCUAUGCUGGCAAUUGAAACAGAUAUGGUUAUGCAAGUUGAUUUUAAAGUUAUACUUAAUGAUUUUGCAUCUAGAAAUGUAAGAAGAAUCAACAUUUAAUAGAUGUUAUUUGUAUGAUUA